AUGGUCUCUCAACUAUUUGAAGAAAAGGCUAAACAAGUCAAUGAAUUACCAACCCAACCAGCUCAAGCUGAAAUGCUAGAGCUAUAUGGUCUAUACAAACAAGCUACAGUUGGUGACAAUACAAACCCAUCAAGACCUGGUAUUUUUGCAUUAAAGGAUAGAGCCAAAUGGGAUGCUUGGGAAAAAUUAAAGGGUAAGCCUUCUGAAGAAGCUGAAAAGGAAUACAUCGAGUUGGUAGACUCUUUGAUUGCCAAAUACAAUUGA
This is a messenger RNA of Vanderwaltozyma polyspora DSM 70294, 264 nucleotides long. It is a transcript of the gene ACB1, whose product is annotated as long-chain fatty acid transporter ACB1. The coding region runs from base 1 to 264 and encodes 87 amino acids. Gene Ontology annotation, biological process: fatty acid metabolic process. Lineage: Eukaryota; Fungi; Ascomycota; Saccharomycetes; Saccharomycetales; Saccharomycetaceae. The record is from RefSeq and is a predicted model, not a curated record. Gene Ontology annotation, molecular function: long-chain fatty acyl-CoA binding. The transcript has a single exon.